This is a messenger RNA of Populus trichocarpa (black cottonwood), 3056 nucleotides long. Its product is annotated as ethylene receptor. Gene Ontology annotation, cellular component: endoplasmic reticulum; endoplasmic reticulum membrane. Gene Ontology annotation, biological process: response to ethylene; phosphorelay signal transduction system; phosphorylation. The record is from RefSeq and is a predicted model, not a curated record. Lineage: Eukaryota; Viridiplantae; Streptophyta; Magnoliopsida; Malpighiales; Salicaceae. The transcript has 8 exons. Gene Ontology annotation, molecular function: ethylene binding; phosphorelay sensor kinase activity; protein binding. The coding region runs from base 491 to 2704 and encodes 737 amino acids.
UUUCUGCAAAAUAUAGAGACCAAGACGACGUCGCUUUCGUUUCAAGCUCCAAGUUGCCAAAACUUUCCACUCUCAAGUCUCAGAAAGUCCAAAGUUAAUGCUGCAUACCCAACCAACACCUUUCCAAGAGAGAAUCAAAUCUCUCUCGCAACCCGAUAACGACCACAGAGAAGGAAGCAAAGUCUACGACGGCGUGGGAGGGGGCAACCGGAGGGAUGUCUCCCACGUCGACAUAACACAAGAAAUUCGAUUUCUCGGAUUCUAUUGUGGUUUUAAACUGGUGGAUUGAGUUAGUGAGAGUACAUCAUUUACUCAACUUGUCCUCAUCCUUGAAAAACUUAUUCCAAGCAUAAAUGCGCGAGAGAAAGAGGGAGAGAGAAGGGCGUUAGUGAGAUUAAUUCUUAACGGGCAUGUGAAAAGAGGAAUUUUUGUUGCAAUUGAGGGUGUGGUGGGGUUAAAAUUUCUCAAUUAAAGAGAAAAUUCCCUAAAGAUGGAGUCUUGCAAUUGUAUUGAACCACAAUGGCCAGCUGAGGAGCUGUUGAUGAAGUAUCAAUAUAUAUCGGAUUUCUUCAUUGCACUAGCCUAUUUCUCUAUCCCUUUAGAGCUCAUUUACUUUGUUAAGAAAUCUGCUGUCUUUCCUUAUAGAUGGGUGCUUGUCCAGUUUGGUGCUUUCAUAGUUCUUUGUGGUGCAACUCACCUUAUUAACUUAUGGACUUUUAGUAUGCAUUCACGAACUGUGGCAGUUGUGAUGACCACAGCCAAAGUUUUGACUGCUGCUGUGUCUUGUGCCACUGCGCUUAUGCUUGUGCAUAUUAUUCCUGAUCUUUUGAGUGUUAAGACUAGAGAGCUGUUUUUGAAAAAUAAAGCUGCGGAGCUAGAUAGAGAGAUGGGUCUGAUCCGUACACAAGAGGAGACUGGUCGGCAUGUGAGGAUGUUGACUCAUGAAAUCAGAAGCACUCUUGACAGACAUACCAUAUUAAAGACUACUCUUGUGGAGUUGGGCAGGACACUGGCAUUGGAAGAAUGUACCCUGUGGAUGCCAACGCGUACUGGGUUGGAGCUUCAACUUUCCUACACUCUUCGUCAGCAGAACCCUGUUGAAUAUACCGUUCCUAUCCAGCUUCCAGUGAUUAAUCAAGUAUUCAGCAGUAACCGUGCUAUGAAAAUUUCGCCAAAUUCUCCAGUGGCUAGACUACGGCCUCUUUCUGGAAAAUAUAUGCCUGGAGAGGUGGUUGCUGUUCGUGUCCCACUCCUCCAUCUUUCUAAUUUCCAAAUUAAUGACUGGCCUGAACUUUCUACCAGACGCUAUGCUCUGAUGGUUUUAAUGCUUCCAUCAGAUAGUGCAAGGCAGUGGCAUGUUCAUGAGUUGGAGCUUGUUGAAGUAGUUGCUGAUCAGGUGGCUGUUGCUCUGUCACAUGCUGCUAUCUUAGAAGAAUCAAUGAGGGCAAGGGACCUUCUUAUGGAGCAGAAUGUUGCUCUUGAUCAUGCCAGGAGAGAAGCAGAAACAGCAAUUCGUGCUCGCAAUGAUUUCUUGGCAGUUAUGAACCAUGAGAUGAGAACACCAAUGCAUGCAGUUAUUGCACUUUCCUCCUUGCUGCAGGAAACUGAACUGACACCUGAGCAGCGUCUAAUGGUUGAGACAAUUCUUAGAAGUAGUAACCUUCUGGCUACUCUUAUAAAUGAUGUAUUAGAUCUUUCAAGGCUUGAAGAUGGCAGCCUUCGACUUGACUUAGGAAGUUUUAAUCUUCAUGCAGUAUUCAAGGAGGUUCUUAAUUUGAUCAAGCCUAUCGCAUCUGUUAAAAAGUUGCCUGUAACCUUAAAUUUAGCUCCAGAUUUGCCAGAAUAUGCCAUUGGUGAUGAAAAGCGACUAAUGCAAACUAUUUUAAAUGUUGUUGGUAAUGCUGUGAAGUUCUCAAAACAGGGAAGCAUCUCAAUCACUGCAUUUGUUGCAAAAUCAGAAUCUUUAAGAGACAGUCGAGCUCCUGACUUUUUUCCAGUGCCAAGUGAUAAUCACUUUUAUUUGCGUGUACAGGUAAAAGAUGCAGGACAAGGAAUUAACCCUCCAGAUAUUCCCAAGUUAUUUACAAAAUUUGCACAUGCUCAAACUUUGGCAACCAAAAAUUCCAGCGGCAGUGGACUUGGCCUUGCAAUUUGUAAGAGGUUUGUAAAUCUUAUGGAGGGACAUAUUUGGAUUGAAAGUGAAGGUCCAGGCAAGGGAUGCAUGGCUAUCUUCAUUGUAAAGCUUGGGAUUCCUGAGAACACAAGUGAAUCUAAGAACCCAUUCCUACCUAAAGCAAAUCAUGGACAGACAACUUUUCCAGGACUCAAAGUUCUUGUCUUGGAUGAUAAUGGGGUUAGCAGGAUGGUGACCAAGGAACUUCUUGUUCACCUGGGGUGCGAUGUGACAACUGCAAGUUCAAGAGAUGAGUGUCUACAUGUGGUUUCUCAAGACCACAAGGUAGUGUGUAUGGAUGCGGGCAUGCCUGAUGGUUUUGAAGCUGCUGUCUGUUUGCAUGAGAAAUUUACUAAACGGCACGAAAGGCCGCUAAUAGUGGCACUUACUGGAAACACAGACAAAGUGACCAAGGAGAACUGCAUGAGGGUCGGUAUGGAUGGCGUUAUACUGAAACCUGUUUCUGUUGACAAGAUGAGGAGUGUUUUAUCAGAGCUCCUUGAGCAUCGGGUUCUGUUUGAAGCAAUGUAAGUGGUUGUGAUAGAAAAAAGCACUAAUUGGAGAGAAGCAAAACAUGCAAGUCAUCUUCUGCCCUUUUUUGCGUGUACAUGCCAUAAAAGUAUCGCAUCAAUACAGUGAAGUGGAGCCCUGGCAAAAACAAUUCCAACGCGUCAUUGCUAAAAGCUAGUUCAUGUAAUCAUUCUGUGCAUCUACAUGUAAAAUCCGGGCAGAAAAAACAGUCCCGGAUUUGGGGAAAUCUGAGUGUCCUUGAAAAUGAAUUUUUUUUUUUGUUGUUGUUGUCGAUAAUUUGUGAAACAAACUGGUAUCAUAUAAUCAAAUUUCAUUUUUAAGGCAUAAAUAUCAUUUGACAUCUUCUUUGGUA